Messenger RNA from Phragmites australis (common reed), 567 nucleotides. Its product is annotated as transcription factor GTE2-like. Gene Ontology annotation, molecular function: protein binding. The record is from RefSeq and is a predicted model, not a curated record. The transcript has a single exon. Lineage: Eukaryota; Viridiplantae; Streptophyta; Magnoliopsida; Poales; Poaceae. The coding region runs from base 1 to 567 and encodes 188 amino acids.
AUGACCCGGUCCUUCCCACCGUCACCUUCUCACUGCCCUCGACGCCCGCGUCCCGGCGGGAGCUCCGCCGCCGCCUCUCCCCCAAGCUCGCUCAGGUGUGCGCCACCUCCAAGCGCCUCAACUCGCUCCAGGCUCCCGCCCCUUCCUACGCGCUCUCCGCCACCGACCCCUCCACCCCACUCCCGCCACACCCGCCCGCAUCCAAGCACAAAUCCAAGAAAGGGGCAGCAGCGCACCUGCCCGUCUCGACGGCGGCACAAGCUCUACGCGCCCGUGUUUAAGAACUGUGCCGUGCUUCCCAGCAGGCUGAUGAAGCCCAAGCACAGCUGGGUGUUCAACAAGCCGGUCGACACUAUCGGUCUCGGUCUGCACGACUACCACACCAUCAUCACCAAGCCCAUGGACCUCGACACUGUCAAGUCCAAGCUAGCCGCCGGGCACUACAAGUCACCACGAGAAUUCGCUGGGGAUGUGUGUCUGACGUUCCAGAACGCCAUGACGUACAACCCCAAGGGGCAGAAUUUUGAUUCACUUAUGCCAAAUUUGAGAUGCUUUCCUUUUAAAUAA